CGACUUUGGUCUGUUGAGUGUAAAAACACGGUUCGUAUUUUACGAGAGUUAGCGGAUGAUAUAUUGAAUCAUCACUUCAAUGUCAACGUCGCCAGGAUUGCUGGUAGAUCGCUGGUAGAUCAUAAAGGCUUCAAGAAAAGCUGAAACUUGCCCUGAGCCUCAAAGUAGAAGCAUAGUUGACCACGACGAUGAUCUUUCGAAGUUAUGGUUGACGGAAGGAAUUCCUUGCCCCGAAGUUAUGGUUAACGGAAGGAAUUCCGACCCUGUGAUUCCAACGUCUCUUCAAUAGAAGAGGUGUCGCUCCUUCAACUGUCCUUACUAAUGAACCCGCUGAACUGAGUCACAAGCAUUCUCGGUUCGCACAGGCGAUACUCCUGUAGGAGGGAUGUAGAUGAGGAGCUGAUUACCAAGUCACCCUUACAGAUGGCUUUUGCUUUCUUUGCUGAGGCAUGGAAACAGCGCAUUGGCGACAGCUGUAGAGAAAACCUCAGACCCAAGGCUAAAGGUGAUUCUGUUGAUCAUGCAACAUUUGAAUAUGACAAGGCAACAAGAUACUUAAAAAAAACUGUUAAGCACGAAAAGAGGACAAGAGAUGCCAGAAAGCAUACGUCAUAGAGAGGCUGCGGUGUGAACAUCAAAGAGAGGCCAUUGAGGUCUUUCAGAGAAAAAUGGAGUCUGAUGCAGUUUCACAGGGAGUUAAAUUUCAGGAAGACGACGACAUGACCCCAAAUGAAGGGGAAAGCCAAAUAGACCUUGUGAGUUGCACCACGCAGUUGACAUGCAGUGUUCGUCAAUGGUCUGUAAAACGCCUAGAAACGAUUGAAACAUUGUGAAGCCUGGCAGGCGAACUUAUGGAGCAUUACAAGAAUGUUCACAUCGCCAAGAUCUCGGGCUCAUCAGCAUCAAUCGGAGGCUUUGUUUUAGCCGCCACUGGGUUCGGUCUCGCUGCUGUCAGUCUUGGAACUUCACUGAUUCUAUCUGCGGUUGGAGGAGCAAUCUGCGCCGGCGGAGGUGCUACUGUGGCUGGUUCAAGCAUUGUACAAUCGAAAAUUUUCAAAACAAAGCUCGCGACGGCGCAAGAAAUCAUCGACGCCGAUCGUAAAGCACAGGAACCUGUGCAGAAGUUGUUAGAUGACCUUUGUCGUGAAGUAUCCAAAGAAUCGUUUAGCAGCGUGAAAAAUAGUCUCGCUUGCAAUGUUAGCGUCGCCUUGUUGGUGAAAAACCUCGUCGAUGUGAGUAACGGAAUAAACAUGACCGGCGCUAGUGUGGCAACGACAGUGGCGAGCGAGGGCAUGGAUGGAAUACUCCGAUCCAUAGGUAUAGCUGGAAACACCGCUCGGAUUGGAAUAUUCGCGGUGAGCAUUGCGCUUCUCCCUUUGGACAUUUACACUAUGGUAACUUCCUUAACGGAGAUUGACUCCGUUCGAAAAGGAAAGAAAGAGAAGGAGCCAGAGGCGGUUAAAAAGUUAAGAGAGCUGGCAGAUGAUUUGGAGAAGGAAAUG
Molecule: messenger RNA, 1502 nt
Organism: Pocillopora meandrina
Lineage: Eukaryota; Metazoa; Cnidaria; Anthozoa; Scleractinia; Pocilloporidae
Source: the annotation of a GenBank genome assembly